GACACAUGAUUUUACUGUAUGGCGUCCUCAUAUUCAGUCCAAAGUUGGAGACUUUAUCCUUUUAUGACGCUUAUAUCUUCAUAAAGACAGAGAUAUAGAGGUAAAAAGGGACAGACGGACGUAGGGAGUUCAACUUUAAAAGGGCCAGAGAGAGAGAGAGAGAGAGAGAGAGCGAGAGAGUGAUACAGGGUGAUACAGGGUGACUGAAUGAAUAUAGUCGUUGUCACACCAUAACGUAGCAGUCUUCACUGACAACAGUAGAGCGCGCAAACCACUAGCCUAAACAUGUCCGACCUGACCUACGGAGAGCAGACUAACAGGAAUAAACUGACGGAUCACAACAUGAGCGCGGAUGAACUUGUUUUCUUUGUCAAUGGAAAAAAGAUAACAGAGAAGCAUGCGGAUCCAGAGAUGACACUGCUGACAUACCUCAGGAGAAAGUUGGGUUUGACAGGUACUAAGCUGGGCUGUGCAGAGGGAGGAUGUGGAGCCUGUACUGUGAUGCUCUCCAAAUAUCAGAGGACUGUUUAACUUAACCCUCCAGUGCACCUCUCGGUGAAUGGGUGUCUGCCUCUGUGUUCUCUCCAUCAUUGUGCUGUCAAGGUGGAAGGCAUCGGCAGCGUGGCAGGGAACUGCACCCUGUACAGGGAGCGUAUCGCUAAGUCUCAUGGUUCUCAGUGUGGGUUCUGUACCCCAGGUAUCGUCAUGUCCUAUGUAUGCUCUGCUUCAGGAACCAGCCUACACCUCGCCAUGGGAACCUGUGUCGCUGUCUGGUUACAGACCAAUUCUGGAGGGGUACAAGACGUUCACCAAAGUGGCAGUAGUGAGUUCCUUCUCCAGAGCCUUGGGGAUGUCCACAUCUACGUCACAAAACAUGAGGCCAACAAUUCGGUAAGACUGAUUGGACCCUCCACCAACGUGGAACCACAGAUGAUUGGACGGGAAAGCAGAUCCUACGACAUCCUGGUCCCAGUGAUUCUCAUCUUUGACCAGGAGAUGUCCCUGUGUAAAGACCAGUCCUCUCAACAGCUGAGGUUCAGAGGAGAGAGGGUUCUGUGGCUCCAGCCAGCUUCUCUGGAUCAACUUCUAGAGCUUAAGACUCAGUACCCCAACGCCAAGAUGGUGGUUGGUAACACGGAAGUCGGUAUUGAGAUGAAGUUCAAGAACCUGUUGUAUCCUGUUAUUCUGGCCCCGGCAUACAUCCCCGAGCUCAACACCAUACAGCACACUGACGAGGGUGAUGUGCUGAAGGCAGCGUUGGUUAAACUGCCCUCCUACCAGACUGAAAGUCUUCACCGCUGUAUGGAGCAACUCCGCUGGUUCGCUGGACUGCAAGAUCCGCACGUGGCAUGCCGGAGAGAACCAGGGGGUCAGGAAGGAGGUCAGGAGGAGGUCAGAGGAGACGAGGAGAGCCAGAAGGAGCCAGGAGGAGAACAGGAGGAGACCCAGGAGACCAGGACGGAGAAACCAGGAGGAGGUCAGGAGGAGACCAGAGGAGUUUUAGAGGAGACCAGGAGGAGUUUAGGAGAUGCCAGGAGGAGGCCAGGAGGAGGACCAGGGGAGGCAGGAGGAGCCAGGAGAAGGCCAGGAAGAGGUCAGGAAGAGGUGACCUGUGUGGGCCACAUCAUAGGAGCGGUAGUAGCAGACACUCAGGCUCAUGCUCAGAGAGCAGCCAAGGCCGUGAGGAUCACCUACCAAGAACUACAGCCUGUAAUCAUCACCAUACAGGAUGCCAUUACACACCAGUCCUUCUUCCAGCCUGUUAGAACCAUCCAGAGAGGAGACCUGGACCAGGGGUUCACACAGGCUGACCACAUUCUGGAGGGUGAGAUGCAUAUGGGAGGCCAGGAACACUUCUACCUGGAGACCAACGUUACUGUAGCUGUACCUAAAGGAGAGGAUGGAGAGAUGGAGCUGUUUGUCUCUACUCAGUCUGCUUACCAAAAAACCCAGUCUCUGGUAGCUAAGGCGUUGGGUGUCCCGGCCAGUAGAGUGGUGAUCAGAGUGAAGAGGAUGGGAGGAGGAUUCGGAGGGAAGGAGAGCAGGUCCACCAUCCUGUCUACCGUGGUCGCUGUGGCCGCUCAGAAGUUGAAGAGGCCAGUGAGAUGUAUGUUGGAUAGAGAUGAAGACAUGCUGGUGACGGGAGGACGACACCCCUUCUAUGGACAUUACAAGGUAGGACAUGCCUGCACACACACACAUUCACACACACACAUGCAUACACACACACACACACACACAUUCAAACACACACAUGCAUACACACACACACACACACAAACCAUAGAAAACAACGCAAUCUAUAAGUACAGUCGAGAAGUACUACGGACACAGUUAUAUGAACUUGACAAAAAAGUGGCCAGUAGGACCCUGGGUAUCCCCAGCAGUAAGAUCCACAUCACAGAGACCAGCACCAACACUGUUCCCAACACCAGCCCUACUGCUGCCUCUGCUUCCUCCGACCUCAAUGGAGCCGCUGUGCAUAAUGCGUGUGAGAUCCUACUCCACCGUCUAGAACCCUACAAGACCAAGAAUCCCAAAGGAUGCUGGGAGGAAUGGGUGAACUCUGCCUACUUUGACCGGGUCAGUCUGUCUGCCAAUGGAUUCUACAAGACUCCAGACCUUGGUUAUGACUUUGAGACCAACACAGGUCGCCCGUUCAACUACUUCAGUUACGGAGUGGCCUGCUCUGAGGUGGAGAUAGACUGUCUGACCGGCAGCCACAAGAACAUUCAUACGUCCAUCGUCAUAGAUGUGGGGAAUAGUCUGAACCCAGCUCUGGACAUAGGGCAAGUAGAGGGGGGAUUUAUGCAGGGUGUGGGUCUGUACACCCUGGAGGAGCUGAAGUAUUCUCCUGAGGGAUACCUGUUCACGCGCGGACCAGGCAUGUACAAGAUCCCCGCCUUUGGAGACAUCCCCACUGACCUCACAGUGUCUCUGCUCCGAGACGCACCCAACGACAAGGCCAUCUUCUCCUCCAAGGCGGUAGGUGAGCCUCCUCUCUUCCUUGCGGCCUCAGUGUUUUUUGCCAUCAAAGAUGCCGUCACCGCUGCCAGGAAGGAGUCAGGCCUUAGUGGGCCCUUCAGAUUCGACAGCCCGGCCACACCUGAGAGGAUACGCAACGCCUGCGAGGACCGCUUCACCAAACUGUGCCCCCCUGCAGAGCCAGGCACCUUCACUCCAUGGGCUGUCGUAGUGUAAGACGAACAGCACUACAGAGAGAAGACGUGCAGACAAGAGGAGAGAGAGAGG
Messenger RNA from Salvelinus sp. IW2-2015, 3252 nucleotides. Lineage: Eukaryota; Metazoa; Chordata; Actinopteri; Salmoniformes; Salmonidae. The record is from RefSeq and is a predicted model, not a curated record.